This is a messenger RNA of Chrysoperla carnea, 1712 nucleotides long. Its product is annotated as zinc finger protein OZF-like. Gene Ontology annotation, biological process: regulation of transcription by RNA polymerase II. The coding region runs from base 216 to 1607 and encodes 463 amino acids. The transcript is spliced from 3 exons. The record is from RefSeq and is a predicted model, not a curated record. Gene Ontology annotation, molecular function: zinc ion binding; RNA polymerase II transcription regulatory region sequence-specific DNA binding; DNA-binding transcription factor activity, RNA polymerase II-specific. Gene Ontology annotation, cellular component: nucleus. NCBI's taxonomy places the organism in Eukaryota, Metazoa, Arthropoda, Insecta, Neuroptera, Chrysopidae.
GACUAACACCUUAAUGGAGGAAUAUAAUUGAAUAUCAACUGUGGUAUUCUCAGAAACUUACAUAACUUGCUUAUUUUAAAUAGAAAUUUACCAAUUUGAUUUCUUUCUCUGAAUAAUAUAAAAAACAUUCAAAUUAGCCGUGGACCGCCGAUUGUUCAUUGAAACGAAUUCUAUAAAUAUCAUAAUUUUGAGUUAAUUAGUGAAAUGUUGGAAAAAUGGAAACAUGUGUAAUGUCUGAUUUCGAAAAAGUAUGCCGAAUUUGUAUGAAAUUCGACAAAACAUUUCUAUCCAUUAUUUCAUUUAAUAUAAUUGAUAUGAUAAUAGCAUGUGCUUCUGUACAGAUUUGGGAAAAUGAUGAUUUACCAAAUCAAAUAUGCCACGCUUGUUUUCUUCAAUUACAAAAUACUAUAAAUUUCAAACAGUUAUGUGAAAAUUCAGACCAUGCAUUUCGUCAAAUUAUUGAGCAGAAUAAAAUUAACAAUGAAAAUGAUUUUAUCAACAUAAAAAAUGAAGAAAUUGAAGAGUAUGCUCGUAAUUUUUCUCCAUUAGAUAUUAAAGACGAAGAAAUCGCUCACAAUGAAGAGGAGUCCAAAAAAUCAGAACAAAACAAUGCGUUAGAAAUUAAAAAUAUAGAAAAACCGGAAUCGAAUAAAAUACAAAUACAAACUAAAUCCGAAGAAGAAAGUGAUACAUGUGAAGAUAUUGAAGACGAUGACAAUACCACGGAAAAGUUUUCUUGUGAGAAGUGUAAUAGAGAAUUUAAAAAGUUAUGGGUAUUGGGUAAACAUAUGCAUCGUAUACACAAAGUCAAAGCGUUAAAGUGUAAUCAAUGUAAAUUAAAAUUUUACCAUCCAUUACAUUUAAAAGAGCAUCAGGAAUUAACUCACAAUAAAUUGAAUCAUACUUGUAAUAAAUGUGGAAUUGUUUGUUUAAAUAUUUAUAAAUUAAAAAAUCAUGAAUGUAAAUCAAAUUCAUCAAAAUUAUUACAAUGUCCACGAUGCGACAAAUCAUUCGAUGAUAAGCGAGAGCUUAAAUAUCAUAAUAAAGAAGUACAUAAACAUGUAGAAAUGAAAGUAACAUGUUAUAUUUGUGGUAAAUUGGUGCUAAAAGCAAGUAUAAUAAAACAUAUGAAAAAUAUUCAUAAAAAACGUGAUAAAAUUACGUGCGAUAAAUGUUCAAAAACAUUUAUUAGUCAGAAAACGUUAGCCGCUCAUAUUAAAGUAGUACAUGAGAAGGAACAACCAGCACGUAACCAUUUAUGCAAUAUUUGUGGAUAUGCAACCACAGCACCGAGUCAAUUACGUAAGCAUUUAAUGGUACAUUCAAGUGAGAAGCCUCAUGCGUGUGAUCGUUGCGAUAAGGCUUAUCGGCGUGAAGAUGACUUAAAAGGGCAUAUCGCGAGAGCACAUUUAAAUAUACGGAAGUACCAGUGUACGCUUUGUACACUUGCUUUUUUUACAAAAAUAAAUCUAACGCAUCAUGUACGAAGGCAUACCGGUGAAAAACCACAUAAAUGUGAAGUAUGUGGUAAAGGAUUUAUACAAAAAGUUGCAAUGAAAAGUCAUAUGAAAAUACAUAACUUAAAAGAAAAUCUAAUUCAAAGUUGAUAAUUUAGAUGAUAGUUAUAUCAUAUGUACUAGGGUGGAAAAAAUAGUCUCUAACGACAUGUAUUAUAAUUCUUUUGAUAAUAAAGAAAAUUAAUGGAUUAAAUA